AUGGGCAGGCUGGCCGGGCUGUGGAUGUGUCUGGCGGUCCUCUCCAGCGCGGCGGUGGGCUAUGCCAGCGCCUGCCCUGCCCUGUGCGCCUGCAGCGGCACCACUGUGGACUGCCACGGGCUGGGGCUCCGCACCAUGCCCCGGAACAUACCGCGCACCACGGAGAGACUUGUCUUCAGCUGUUCCUGCCCCCUGGGUUUCGAAGGCCCUGCGUGCAAAAUUGACGUUGACGACUGCGAAUACAGCGACUGUGAGAACGGAGCAACGUGCGUUGACGGGAUCAACAACUACACCUGCCUCUGUCCUCUCUACUACGCAGGGGACAUGUGUGAGGAGAUGGAGGACGUCUGCGCCCCCGGUCGGAGUCCCUGUAAGCACCAGUCUACCUGCCUCAUCACCUCGGCGGGGCCCAAGUGUGUGUGUACUCCUGGCUACGUUGGCGACGACUGCAGCGUGGACUAUGACGACUGCAACGAGCACCGCUGCCUGAACGGCGCCCAGUGCCUGGACGAGUUCAACGGCUACUCCUGCCUCUGCCCCGAUGGCUACAGCGGUCAGCUGUGCGAGGCGCCCCUGUCGGCGCGGUCGCUGUGCGAGCUGGCCGACUGCCAGAACGGGGCGCCCUGCGUGGAGCGGGGGGGGCGCGCCCUCUGCCAGUGCCUGCCCGGGUUCGGCGGCCCGCGCUGCGAGAAGCUCGUCAGCGUCAACUUCAUCGACCGGGACUCGUACCUGCUGCUGUCCGACCUCAAGAACUGGCCGCAGGCCAACAUCACGCUGCAGGUGUCCACGGCGGAGGAGAAUGGCAUCCUGCUCUACAACGGAGACAACGACCACAUCGCCGUGGAACUGUUCCAAGGUCACGUCAAGGUCAGCUACGACCCAGGCAGCCAGCCAGGUCACGCCAUCUACAGCACUGAGACCAUCAACGACGGGCGGUUCCACACGGUGGAGCUGGUGACCUUCGAGCAGAUGGUGAACCUGUCCAUCGACGGGGGUCUCCCCACCUCCAUGGACAGCUUCCGGGCGGCGCGCCCCCUCACUGGGGAGGCCCCGCUCUACGUGGGGGGGAUGCCCGUGGAAGGCCCCUCCGCAGCGUUCCGUCUCUGGCAGAUCCAGAACGGCUCCAGUUUCCACGGCUGCAUCCAGAACCUGUACAUCAACAACGAGCUGCAGGACUUCACCAACACCCAGAUGAAGCCGGGCGUGGUGCCCGGCUGCGAGCCCUGCAGGAAGAUCUACUGUCUGCACGGGAUCUGCCAGCCCGACGGAGCCCAAGGGCCCGUGUGCCACUGCCAGCCUGGCUGGAGCGGCCCCCACUGCGACCAGGUCGCCGCCAACCCCUGCCAGGGGAGCAAGUGUGUCCAUGGAAAGUGCAUCCCCUCGGUCGGCCAGACGUAUCACUGCGAAUGCUCCGAGGGUUAUCACGGCACCCUGUGCAACCAGCAGGGGGAGCUGUUCAACCCCUGCCGCCGCCUGAGCUGCAAGCAUGGCCGCUGCCAGAUCUCGGACACGGGAGACGCCUACUGCCACUGUGAGAGCGGCUACACCGGAGAGCUGUGCGAUGCAGAGUCCGAGUGCCGAGGAGAGCCCAUGCGGGACUUCUACCAGGUGCAGCGGGGCUACGCCAUCUGCCAGACCACGCGCACGGUGUCCUGGGUGGAGUGCAGCGGGGCGUGCGACGCCGGGGCGUGCUGCGCCAGCCAGCGCAUGAAGCGCCGGAAAUACACCUUCGAGUGCAGCGACGGCACCUCCUUCAGCGAGGAGGUGGAGAAGACCAUCAAGUGCGGCUGCGCUGGCUGCAUGUAGCGGGGGCCGCAGCUCCCCCCCCCGCCCCCCUGACCCCAUCCACCCUGCGUCCGUCACCCCCCCACCACCGCUGUCGCUGCGCUGGGUGGAAGACUGGAAGAGAAGGAAGGAGGAGGAGGAGGAGGAGGAGAGUGGACUGGAGGAAAGAGAGCGAGACAGAAAGUAUAAAGAAAAAAAUAUAUAAAACCCUCUAUCUAUAUAUUAUGGACAACGAUGUUUGUAAAAUAGGACAUUCCCGUCCAUGGUCCAAGGAUGUAGACCUACAGUGACACGGAGAGAAGCACAACAGCAACUUCUCAACGUCCAAAAAGAAGAAGAGAAAAAAUCCCCAACAGAACCUUCGAGGUUGCUCCAAAAGGAUCCACAGAUUUCCAAGGUGUUGCUGAAGCGUUCAGUGAGGUGUCCUCUCCGAUACCCCAAACACCCCCAUCCAUCCAUCAAGCCAUCCAUCCAUCCAUCCGUCCAUCCAUCAAGCCAUCCAUCCAUCCAUCCGUCCAUCCACCCCAGGUGUGUCAGGUCGGUGUCGGAGCCACUGAGCCACCUGUUCACCAUCUGAACUUUCUAGAGGCAGUUGGGACAUGGGCCGCCAGGCUGGCAGCCGAUGGCACAACGGCACAGAUAUGACCGUAAGCGGACACAAAGGUGAAGAGAGAGAGACAGACGGAGAGAGAGCGAGGGAUGAAUGAGCAGAGGAGCUGGACUGCAUGACUUGGUGAAGCUGGAGGCGGAGCUUGGCUGGGCCUCGCUGGACUGGGCUGCCCGGGUCAGGUUCAGUACGUCGCUCUGAGGGUAGGGGUGCCCGGGUCAGGUUCAGUACGUCGCUCUGAGGGUAGGGGUGCCCGGGUCAGGUUCAGUACGUCGCUCUGAGGGUAGGGGUAGGGAUCUCUGGCCGCUCAUUCAUUAACACAUUGCAUAUGUAGAAUGGAACAGGUAGGGUUUGAGCCGGCACAUAAUCCAGUUGGGAUACACGCAUAUAUAUAUAUAUAUAUAUAUAUAUAUAUAUAUAUAUAUAUAUAUAUAUAUAUAUAUAUAUAUAUUCGGACUUAGAGCGGCAGGUGUUUGGGUGUCACAGUUGUACUGUGAGCCA
Messenger RNA from Gadus chalcogrammus (walleye pollock), 2893 nucleotides. RefSeq names its product slit homolog 1a (Drosophila) (gene slit1a). Lineage: Eukaryota; Metazoa; Chordata; Actinopteri; Gadiformes; Gadidae. The transcript has 10 exons. Gene Ontology annotation, molecular function: calcium ion binding. Gene Ontology annotation, biological process: axon guidance. The coding region runs from base 1 to 1806 and encodes 601 amino acids. The record is from RefSeq and is a predicted model, not a curated record.